Condylura cristata (star-nosed mole) is the source of this 490-nucleotide messenger RNA. Its product is annotated as protein FAM156A/FAM156B-like. The record is from RefSeq and is a predicted model, not a curated record. Lineage: Eukaryota; Metazoa; Chordata; Mammalia; Eulipotyphla; Talpidae.
AUGAACACAAGGGAGUUUGAUGAUGGUUCACGGGUGAUGUGGAGGUGGGAAAAUUCUGAGGACUACAAUGACAUAAGGAUGGAGGAAGAGCAGCAGUUGGAAAGUUCAAAGUUACCUAAGAAGAAAACAAAGUUAGCAGAACACAAGAGACGGAAAUAUGUCAAACCCGUGGCACCUUACCAGACUGGCAGGAAAGCAAAAAUUUCUCAUUCACGUGAUGUAGAUGAGACACGAUUCAAAUGUGAAUGCUUCUACUGCCAGAGCUAUAUGGGGAGCACUUCUGGGAUCUCAACAGGGAGAAAGGAAACCUUGCGUUCUUCCUCCUGGGAUAAGCUAAUACAAGAACUCAAUAACUUGACACUCAACACCGGUACCAUCCAAUCUCCACUUCUACAAGAAAGGUUUCAGGAAACAGUAAAGGGGGAGGGGGAGAGGGAGAAGAACCACAAAAGGAUGUUUCAGAAACUCUUAAGAGAAUCGUCAUCCUCAG